GCUGACAUUAACGAACUCUUCAACCUUCCUCACUUUGUCCAUUUACCAUCAUAACUUCCAUCCGUUUGCUCUGGCUCCCAGUUUUCACCUUAACGCUGAAACAAUCAUUUAACACCAUUUUCCUUCAAUCAAAAUAUAACACUACAAGAUUUUCAAUCAAGCGAACCCUUCAAUAACUUCUGAUUCGCCCCUUUUUAUUCUGAUGCCGUUGGUUACAAUUUUGAGUUUUCAUCUGUUUUGGGGAAGAGGAUAGGUCUGCAGGAAUCAUGUCGAGACCAAUGCUACUUGUCUGUCUGUUGCUGAUACUGAUCAUUACAUCCCAAUUUGAAUGGAGGCAGCAAUUAGUAAGUGACAUGGAUACGAAUCCGGCAGAGUCUCAGAAGCAACAUCAGAUCUCAAAAAGGGAGGAAGGUGUCAAGGAGAAGAUAAUCUUGUCACAGGAAAAGAGCAUCCAGAAACUGAAUGAGGUAGUCAAGAGUCUCAGGGAACAACUACAGCAAUGCCGGAGCAGUAAUGAAACGACCUUAACCCAUUGGGUGCGAAACCUAUCUUCCAAGGCCUCACACUUAUGCGAUGAAAGCAACUACACAACAGAGUGGGAUUUGAACCAUCUGCCCUCGUCUCAAUCGCAUGCGCCUCGGGCAAAGGCUAGCUGGGUUGCUUGA
Salvia hispanica is the source of this 665-nucleotide messenger RNA. The record is from RefSeq and is a predicted model, not a curated record. Lineage: Eukaryota; Viridiplantae; Streptophyta; Magnoliopsida; Lamiales; Lamiaceae.